Molecule: messenger RNA, 1017 nt
Organism: Dreissena polymorpha
Lineage: Eukaryota; Metazoa; Mollusca; Bivalvia; Myida; Dreissenidae
Product: histone-lysine N-methyltransferase, H3 lysine-79 specific-like
Exons: 1
Coding region: 1-1017 (338 amino acids)
Source: RefSeq, a predicted model, not a curated record
AUGGAAAAGAAGAGGAGAAAUCAGUUAGAUCAGGAACGACAUAAGAAUAAGAGAGAAAAGGAAUCUGACAUGGAAAAGAAGAGGAGAAAUCAGUUAGAUCAGGAACGACAUAAGAAUAAGAGAGAAAAGGAAUCUGACAUGGAAAAGAAGAGGAGAAAUCAGUUAGAUCAGGAACGACUAAAGAGGAAGAGAGAAAAGGCAUCCGACAUGGAAAAGAAGGGCAGAAGUCUGUUAGAACGGGAACGACUCAAGAGAAAGAGAGAAAAGGAAUCUUACAUGGAAAAGAAGCGGAUAAAUCAGUUAGAUCAGGAACGACUGAAGAGGAAGAGAGAAAAGGCAUCCGACAUGGAAAAGAAGGACAGAAGUCUGUUAGAACGGGAACGACUGAAGAGAAAGAGAGAAAAGGAAUCUGACAUGGAAAAGAAGCGGAGAAAUCAGUUGGAUCAGGAACGACUGAAGAGGAAGAGAGAAAAGGAAUCUGAAACGGAAAAGAAAAGAAAGCAGAUUAUUGAUAAGUCAUUACAUGCAGAAACAAGACACCCAAAGUCUAUUGAUAAGGCAAACAAACAGUUCUUGAAGGAGAUACAGAAAAGCCCAGAUUAUACGUGCACAGUGUGUCAUAGAAUGAUGUAUAACGAAAAUGUUAUUCAGUUUAGACCCAGCAGCUUCAGAAAUUCUGACUUGGCAGAUUUCUGCAGAACUCACCUCAAAACUGUGUCAGAUAAAGAGUGGCUAUGUACAACCUGCCAGAGGCACUUAAGAAAAGGAUCAACUCCACCACAAGCCCAAGUGAACAAGAUGGCAUUGCCCGAACAGCCCUCCAUUGUAGAUGAACUUACUGAUUUUGAAGCCAGAUUGGUUGCCAAGAGGAUACCCUUUAUGAAAAUUACUGCUUUACCAAGAGGAAAACAACAGGGUAUCAUUGGUUCAGUGGUCAAUGUGCCAUCAGAUGUUGAUGAGACAUGUAAAUUCUGCCAAGAACUCCAAUAUCGGCUGGUAUCAUCCCUGUCAAACUGA